GCCAGGCAGGACACGCUCUAGCUCGCUCGCCCUUCUCAUCAUUCUCAGGCAGCCCCCGUCAGAGGCAGCUCCAAGGCUGCGGAGUUCAUCCUGCUGUUGCGAGAAGGUCUACGUAUAGUCAGACAAGAUGGGGAGUGUGCACAGGGCCACCUUGGUUCUCCUCAUGUUCUGCUUGGCGGUGCUGGGGAGGGCAGAAUAUCUCAAGUACAAGGACCCGAAGCAGUCGAUUGGUGUUCGCAUCAAGGACCUGCUCGGCCGGAUGACUCUCGCGGAGAAGAUCGGCCAGAUGACUCAGAUCGAGAGGGAGAACGCCACGACGGGGGUGCUAUCCAAGUACUUCAUAGGCAGCGUGCUGAGUGGUGGAGGCAGCGUGCCUUCUUCCAAGGCAACCGUUGCGGCUUGGCAGUCGAUGGUGAACGAAAUGCAAAAGGACGCCAUGUCCACCCGCCUAGGUAUUCCGAUUAUCUACGGUAUUGACGCUGUGCAUGGUCACAAUAACGUCUACAAAGCCACCGUCUUCCCCCAUAACGUUGGCCUCGGAGCUACCAGGGACCCUGAGUUGGUGAAGAGGAUAGGAGAAGCAACUGCUCUUGAAGUUAGAGCCACCGGGAUUCCAUACGUCUUUGCUCCAUGUAUUGCGGUUUGUAGAGACCCAAGAUGGGGACGCUGCUAUGAAAGCUACAGUGAAGACCCAAAUGUUGUCCGUUCAAUGACCACAAUUAUCUCUGGCUUGCAAGGCGAUGAUCCAUCAGAUAUCAAAGGAAGACCAUAUGUUGGUGGAAGUAAGAAAGUUGCCGCAUGUGCAAAGCACUAUGUUGGUGAUGGUGGUACGUUUAUGGGGAUCAACGAGGGCAAUACAAUCAUCGACAACGAUGGCUUGAUGACUAUUCAUAUGCCUGCUUAUUAUAAUUCUAUCAUCAGAGGCGUCUCCACUAUUAUGGUCUCAUACAAUAGUUGGAAUGGAAAGAAAAUGCACGCCAACCAUCACCUAAUCACUGAUUUCCUCAAGAACAAGCUCAAAUUUAGGGGUUUUGUGAUUUCAGACUGGGAAGGCAUUGAUCGGAUUACUACUCCCCAACACCUGAACUAUUCUUAUUCGAUUGAGGCCGGAGUAGGUGCAGGUAUUGACAUGAUCAUGGUUCCUUUUGCCUACACAGAAUUCAUCGAUGGACUGACAUCCCAAGUUAAGAACAACAUUAUCCCCAUGAGCAGAAUCGAUGAUGCUGUCUACAGGAUUCUUCGGGUUAAGUUCACCAUGGGUCUAUUUGAGAAUCCUUAUGCCGAUCCAAGCCUCAUGGGCGAACUCGGAAAGCAAGAACACCGAGAAAUCGCCCGGGAAGCCGUCAGAAAAUCACUGGUGUUGCUGAAAAAUGGAAAAUCUGCCUACACUCCAUUGUUGCCCCUCCCCAAGAAGGCCGGUAAGAUCCUCGUUGCCGGAAGCCACGCCGACAACUUGGGCAACCAAUGUGGAGGAUGGACGAUCACAUGGCAAGGAUUGACCGGCAACGACAAUACUACUGGGACGACCAUCCUUUCGGCGAUCAAGUCCACCGUCGACCCCAGCACGCAGGUGGUCUUCUCGGAGAACCCGGACAGCACCGCCGUGGACAGCGGCAACUACGACUACGCGAUUGUGGUUAUCGGCGAGCCGCCCUAUGCUGAGACGUUCGGCGACAGCCUGAACCUGACGAUCCCUGCCCCCGGACCCUCGGUGAUCCAGACCGUCUGCAAGAGUGUCAAGUGCGUGGUCGUCCUCAUUUCCGGCAGGCCGCUAGUGGUGGAGCCAUACAUCGGCGCCAUGGACGCGUUCGUCGCCGCGUGGCUGCCCGGCACUGAGGGGCAGGGCGUGGCCGACGUUUUGUUCGGCGACUACGGGUUCUCCGGGAAGCUGGCGAGGACGUGGUUCAAGUCGGUGGACCAGCUGCCGAUGAACGUCGGCGACAAGCACUACGACCCGCUGUUCCCCUUCGGGUUUGGCCUCACCACGCAGGCCAAGAAGUGAGUCCGGUGAGAUGACCGAGAUGGAAUGUAUCUCGGUUGGGCUGUGAGAGAUGGGAUACAUUGCGUUUGUGGUUGAUUUGUUUUCAAUAAAAGAGCGAUGCAUUCUUCCGGC
This is a messenger RNA of Aegilops tauschii subsp. strangulata, 2113 nucleotides long. RefSeq lists its product as uncharacterized. Gene Ontology annotation, biological process: glucan catabolic process. Lineage: Eukaryota; Viridiplantae; Streptophyta; Magnoliopsida; Poales; Poaceae. Gene Ontology annotation, molecular function: beta-glucosidase activity. The record is from RefSeq and is a predicted model, not a curated record.